Mercenaria mercenaria is the source of this 7171-nucleotide messenger RNA. RefSeq names its product tRNA wybutosine-synthesizing protein 5-like. The record is from RefSeq and is a predicted model, not a curated record. Bases 465 to 1760 code for a protein of 431 amino acids. Gene Ontology annotation, molecular function: 2-oxoglutarate-dependent dioxygenase activity; calcium ion binding. NCBI's taxonomy places the organism in Eukaryota, Metazoa, Mollusca, Bivalvia, Venerida, Veneridae. The transcript has 11 exons.
UACUUUGAAGGGAUAAACUAAAUUUGAAGUCAGAACACGGACGUGUACCAUAUUCCAGCAUGAUUGUAUGUCUGCAAAGUGUUUGGAAAUUUGGAGAAUAGGUUUUGUUUGUAAAUUAAAUUGUUAGGAAUGUGGAGGAUAGAAAUUGUGUUUAAAUUAUUUUUAUUAUGGAGGAUUAUAUACUUGUGGUUAGAUAAUAAUCCUGAACAGUAAAAUUGCUGAUCUGAAAAUUGAGGUUUGUUUCCUGGCAAACCAGGAACGAGGAAAGCAGAAAGAAUAUUUGACGUGUCAGUUAUAUCUAUAUGUACACUUUUUAUACAAUUGGUUAGUUUUCUUCCUAGAUGGGCACAAUGGUUUGAAUAUUUAUGACUGUUUUAAGUGGUUAGACUUAAAUGAAAAGGAUUUUUAUCUGGUAUUGAGUUAUUCAUCCGUCAAAAUCAGAUAUCGGAGUUAACAGUUCACUGAUGAUAAAAAGGAGAAUGGAGUUGUCAUGGAUACUGGUAUGCAGCAUAAUGCUUGCAGAAUUAACAUAUGGAAAUGACUUAACAAAAGAACCAGGGCAUCUGAAGCCAUUUGGUGAUGGAGGACCAAGUCAUGCUGUUGAAGAGAUUGACUAUUUUCCAACUGCUAAAGAAUUCUUUGAAAAUUAUGUCAAAACUGCAAAACCUGUGAAAAUGAAGGGAGUGGCGAAAAUGUCACCGGCUUUUGAAAAAUGGACAGAUGAUUAUUUUCUUGCUCAAGAUGAACCAAGUGAUCAUGUGGUAUCCGUGGAAACAAAGAAGAAAGAAAGCAGGCAGCAGAAAGUAGAGUCCAUGCCAUUUAAGACUUUUGUGAAAAUGUAUAAUAAUACAGAACACUACAUGGUUGAUGCUGUGCCAAAGUUCUUAAGAAAAGAUAUUAUGAUUCCUUGUCCACUACAGUGUGAACAACUGGUACACGGUGAAUUUGUGGAUAACGUGAUGUGGUACAGUAGUGGUGGAACAAAGUCGGUAGUACAUACUGAUUCUGUAGAAAACAUUAACUGUCUGUUCAGGGGAGAUAAAUCUCUGGUAUAUGUUGACCCUGCACUCUAUGGUGACAAGGUAGACCUUGAUAGAAUAGAGGGCUCUUACUCUUCUAUGGAUGUUGACAGUGUAGACUAUUCAAAGUUUCCGGGAAUGGCAGAGGUUGAGUUUUACCGUGCAGACAUUACUGCUGGCGACUGUUUAUAUAUUCCAUACCAGUGGAUUCACCAAGUGAGGUCAUACGGCAGUAAUUUAGCAGUGAAUAUUUGGUGGAAGCAUCAUUUAUCACAGGAGUUAGAUUACAGCAGCUGUACAGACCCCUGUGAACCAGGAAUGACGUUACAAGAAGCACACUUUAAAGGAUUUGAAGACAUAAUGCAUGAUCCAGAAGAAGUUAGGGAUCAUUUCAAAAAAUUUCUUGGAAGCUCUGGUGAGACAGAUAUAACUACACUAUUGGAAAAAUUGUUAGGGGGAGAGAUGGGAAACUUGAUGCAAGAGAAUGAGGAGAUAUUUGAGGAUCUAGAGGAGAUUUUUUCACUACUGGAUGCAAACAAGGACGCUAUUGUAACAAAAGAUGAAAUUGAUACUGCAACAAGAGAGGUAUGGUUGGAGAUAGGAGAAAUAUUACAAGCAAUAGAAGAAGAUGUUGAGAAAUUUUACGGUGAAAAGGAAAUCGAUAUAGAUGAUGAGGAGGAGAAAUCGGAGCCGUAUGUCGGUGGGGACUCAGAUGAAAUGGACCUACAUGAUGAAUUAUGAGAGACUGCAGAAUGUCAAAUGGAACUUGUUGUCAUCUCUUUCAAGAUUAGUUUUAUUGUAUUAGUUAUAUUUCAUUAUAUUUUUAUUUAUUUUUCAUUACCAAUUUAAAAAAUCAAAUCAAAUUAAAUCUUUAAAAUACAGAUAUUAGCAUCUGAAAGUGUUCACCUUUUGUAGAUUUCCAUACAUUUUCAAUCUUAAUAAUGUCUUCAUGAAUGAUAUGCUACAUAGUUAUGACUUACGUACAUUGUAAGUAUGUUGCCCUAUUAUUUAGAAAAUGCUGUAUUUGCAUCUGUUCUGUUUUGUGAAAAAUGUCCUUAGGCAAGGGAUGUUGGUAACUCUGUUACAAAUUCUUGUUACCAUAUGAAUAGGAGAAUAAAUACAGGAGAGAAAAUGUAAUACAUGUAGUUGUUAUCUAGAAUUGUGCCUUUUGUAAGAGAAUGCAACAUAACUAAUCAAAAAGUCUUGUGCUUCAGUUUAUUAAGUCUUUAUGUAUAUCAGUCUUUUAAAUGGUUACAGGAAACCUCUGUUAAGAUGAAAAAAAAUCCUUGUAUAAGAAAGUGUUUGAUAUAUUAGAAUUUUAAUUUACUAGGUUAGUUAAGUAUUUAGACAUUCUGGGAGAUGGUGUGUUUAGCAUGGCAGUUGUUGUGAGAUGGUGUGUUUAGCAUGGCAGUUGUUGUGAGACAGUGUGUUUCUCACAGUCAUUGUGAGAUGGUGUGUUUCUCAUGGCAGUUAAUAUGUGUUUUUCAUGGCUGUUACUGUGGGAUAGUGUGUUUCUCAUGGCAGUUAUUGUGAGAAUGUGUGUUUCUCAGGCAGUUACUAUGAGAUAGUAUGUUUUUCAUGGCUGUUACUGUGAGAUGAUGUGUUUUUCAUGGCAGUUACUAUUAGAUAGUAUGUUUUUCAUGGCAGUUACUGUGAGAUUGUGUGUUUCUCAUGGCAGUUACUAUGACAUCAUGUGUUUUUCAUGGCAGUUACUGUCUGAUUGUGCGUUUCUCAUAGCAGUUAUUGUGAGAUAGUGUGUUUUUCAUGGCAGUUAUUGUGAGACAGUGUGUUUUUCUUGCCUGUUACUAUGAGAUGGUGUGUUUCUCAUAGCAGUUAUUGUGAAAUGGUGUGUUUAUCAUGGCACUUAUUGAAAGGUGUGUUUUUCAUGGUAGUUACUGUGAGAUAGUGUAUUUAUCAUGGUACUUACUGAAAGGUGUGUUUAUCAUGACAGUUAUUGUGAGAUUGUGUGUUUAUCAUGACACUUACUGCAAAAUGGUGUGUUUAUCAUGGCAGUUAUUGUGAGGUGGUGUAUUUAUAAUGGAAGUAAUUCUGAGGUGGUGUUUUUAUGUCAGUUACUGUAAGAUGGUGUGUUUAUCUUGGACGUUUUUGUGUGAAUGAUGGUGUGUUUAUGGUGGCAGUUGUUGAGAGAAGGUGUGUUUAUAAUGGCAGUUAUUUCAUAAAACCAUCUCAUUAUUAAAGUAGUUUUGAUAGAUAGAAGUUCUAUUUUAUAUAAUUUAUAUUAUGUUGUUCUUUGUAUAUGCAAAUUUCUGUCAUGUUUUUUUUUCAUUUUGGAAGUGUAUUUUCAUAUAAUUUCAUAAUAGACCAAGUUUUAGUCACUCCAUAUUUGACUGUGCCAAACUAAAAUUACAAUUCCUUCGUCAUCUCUUUGUUAAUGUUACUUUAUAUGUACACUUUUAUCUUUCUGCCUAAUAAUGUAAUUUAUAUUUAUGUAAACCUUAUAACUAGCAUUCCACCUAGAUGUGCUUUAAUGGUUUUAUUAUGAUCUAUGCAGAAUGAAAAGUUAGAAUUACAUUCUUUAAUGCAGGGAUGGUGAAUACCAGUAUUAAUGAAAUGUUUACAUGUUGUCAUUGAAAUUCUCAAUUUCAUAUCAUACUUAUAAUAAGUUUUUCUAGAAAGGAAUACAUGUGGGUUUGAACUGAGUUUACAGUAUAAUAUUUUAAUUAUAAGAAAUAAGAAAUCUUUUUGUGUUAUACUUGGUAUUGAUUAUAUGACGUCUACAAUUGCACCUUUACUAUGUUGACAUUGAAUUUGUAUUUGUUUUAUGAUAUGUUGUCUAUUUUACCAAAAUAAAUUCUUCUAUCUGUCUAUUAAUUGCAUCCUUAACUGUCAGUAAAUAACAAAAUCUGUCUGUGUAGUGAUUUUAUGUUAAAUAAAACAGAUAACAAAAUCACCUGCAAUACAAGGAGCAGGAAAUAGUGGAAUUUAUUUUUACUCCUCUGCCAAUGAAAAAAACAUCAUCUUUACAAUUUGUUAUGCUUUUUUGUUUAAGGAAAUGAAAAAUGAGGUAGAAUGGGUCGGAAAAAAAAAGAUUUUUAUUUUGUUAAAUUUUUCAUAAAGCAGCUCUACUAGAUGAUAAAUUAUAUUAAUCAGAGUAUUCAAAAGCUUUGCAUGGCUAAAUGUAAAAUUUCUUUGCUCUUUUUGGAUUUGUUGUGCUGAUUUAGGCUAAAUUCACAGGUACUCCUAACAUACUCCUUUGUAUACAUUAAAUUAAAAGAUGUGAUUAGUCGGAACUAAGGUUUAUCACUAGUUUGAAAUAUUUUUGCUAUAGCUUUGCCAGAUUGAAAAAAAAAUGAAAAUGUGCAAUGUUGUCAGUCUGGUAUUGUAUUUAUUUUUGGGGGAGCACAUAGAGUUGUCCUUGUCAGUUUGUCUGUCUGCUCAUCUGUCCGAAUUUGUGUUGAGCACAUUUCAAAAAGUAUUUAGUUUAUACUAAUUUGUUUUAGCUCGAUUGUGAUGAAAGCCUCAAGCUUAUUUGAACCACUCUCGAGUCCGCUUCCUGGAAAAACCAGUACUGGUGUCAUAUGAGAAGUCAUGGUGGUGACCGUAGUGGGGCCCCAACCCACGAUCCCUGGAUUGAGCGGCACCUUAUCCACUAGACCGUCUAGAGUCAUCAGACCUCACAGGAUUGUCUUUCAAUAUGUGAAGUGCACAUUUGGUUUUAAUUAGAAUUUCAUACAGCCACACCAGAGUUAUGGCCCUUGACUUAGUUAAAAAUAUGCACAAAGAACCCAAACAUUUUGUGUUGCAUAUGUCUCAAAUAGUAUUUGACCUGGGAUUAUGAGACAUUAUAGCAUCUGAUGUUAUGCACCUGUGAUUUUUUUUUUAGAUUUCACUCAGCCAGACCAGAGUUAUGGUCCUUGACUUAGUAAAAUAGAUGCCUGUAUCUCAAAAAGGAUUUGACUCAGAGUCACAAAACAUUAAAGGAUUGUUAUAUAGCAUGUACAGUUGUGCCGCUUGUGUUCUCUUUUGGAUUUCACUCAGACAGACCAGAGUAAUGGUCCUUGACUUGGUGAAAAAUACACAUUUUAAAAGUGCUUAAAAGUUUGUGUUGCAUAUAUCGUAAAAAGUAUUUGACCUAGAGUCAUGAAAGCAUGUACAGGGACAGGCAGGGGGAACCUAUGUCCUGUGGACACACAUCUAGUUUAUUUCAUGUCCAUCACCUUUUGAAACAGGAAAAACAUGAUUUGUAAUGUUGGUCUCUGUAAUUUUUAAUGUUGCAUUUUUAAACUUAAAGUUGAAUUUCAGCUGAACAAGGCAGGAACCAUCAAGUCUAAUUUCACAUAUUCCCAUUACUGUCUGUUAUUGUUUUAUGUAGUAGCUCAUCCUUAAAGAUUAGCAAGCAAAGUCAUUUUCACCAUUUUUAUACUCUGGCUUUCGUGAAAAUGGAUGUAUUAUAUGAUGUUGCGUGCAUCUGUCUGUCUGUCUGUCUAUCAUACUUUAUAUGCAGAGGAUAACUUAAAUACCAUUACUAGUUAUUGGCUUUAACCUUGGCAUUUAUGUAGAUGGCAAUAAGAUGAUAUGAACCUGAUAGAUAGGUAAUGGUUAAGGUCACAAAUGGUAAAAGUUGUCCCUCAUAUUUCUUGCCCUCGUCAUAAAUAAAUAACUAUUCAAGAUACUGAUUUUAAACUUGGCAUUUAGGUUAGCGGCAAUAUGAUGUGUAGAGUGCAUGAGUUGGGCUGGUAGGUCAAAGGUCAAGAGUCAAAAAUGGAGGCCAGAGGUCAAAUUUGUUUGUCAUAUUUCAUGUUCGGAGCAUAACGUAAUAACUAUUGAAGGUACUGACAUAGUCUUAACUUAUUGUUAGAUGGGGAUGAGACAAUGUGCCAAGCACUUGAACCAGGUUUUUAGGUCACAGCAAGGUCAAAUCUGUGUGUCAUAGUUUGUGCCCAGAUUAUAACUUGAUAACGAUUCAAGGUAUUGAUGUCAAACUUUGUAUAAGUAAGUAAGUAAGUAAGUAAGUAAAGACUUUAUUUAAUGAGGCUACACAUUUGGUUUCCCAAUCUUCCAUGUAGGAAUAUAUACAUAAUAUACAGAUGAUAAAACAUUCAACAAUACAAUGAUACACAAAAACCAAAGAACAAUUACAUAGUACAAUUACAUAUAUAGAAAAACAUAUGAAUAUUUUAUACAUUACUACUAUCAUACAAACUGAAAAUAUGCUACAACAUACUUUGGUACACUGAUUUAGGAUACUGAGGAGAAAUGCCAUUUGAUAUAAGAUGUUUGAAAUGUCCUUAGUGUCUCACACUUACGGAUAUUUGCAGGUAGAACAUUCCAUAUUUUUGGACCUGAGUAAGACAGAGAUUUCCGUAUAAUAGGUAGCUGGCAAUGAGAUGAUGUGCAGAGCUCAUGAACUUGUUAGGUAGGUCAAGCUCUCAGUAUGAGUGCAAUGGUUAAAUCUGUCCUUUGUGUUUUGGAGAGUGGGUGGGAUGGUGAUGAGAUGAUUUUAGGAGUGAGUCAAUCUGCAUUUCUCUACCACCCACACACAUUAACCCGUCCCCACAAAAAAAAAAUGAUCUAGAUUUUUGGCAUAUAUUGCCCACUUUGUGGAGCUCUUGUUCUUAAAUAUGUUAUCUUCUGUGAUGUGUGAUCAAAUGCAGGAAUAAUCAGUUUCAGCCUUAGUUUCCAGUAUCAUGGUCUUAAUUUUGUUAUCUGAUAUUAAUCCUUAGCCUGCUGGUGGCAAGUGAUUCUGCCUUUGCGACCAGUGCAGACCAAGAUCAGCCUGCACAUUCUUGCAGUUGUAGUCGGUUCAAAAGCUCACAUGAGCUUAUGUUGUACUUGUUUGAUAUCUUUCCGACUUUAAAUAAUCUUAUCUUAUCAUGGUCUGCACUGUUCACCAUUCAGUCAUUAUCGUUUUGGUAAGCACCCCUUUUAACAGUUAAUGGUACUGUCCAAAUUGAAAUAUGGAUAAGUUCAUCAUAGAAAUUUAGCAGGGUAAGGGUUAAUCAAUUGUUUCAUUUUAAUCAAGUCUUAUUUAAGUACUGAGGAGUUUAGCAAGUCUAAAUUUUUAUAUAAAAAAGAACAAAAUAAUUAAUGUUACUGUAUGGUAGAUCUGACUUUUUCUUUGUUAAUUUAUUAAACAGUUCUUUAUAAUGCUUUGUAAGAAUUUAUAAUAAACAGAUUGUUUUAUACUUGUC